AUGUGGGGCCUCCAACGACCUCACUCCAUAAGUAGUAGGCCAACACACAGUCACGACUUCAAUUACACAUCUGGUUGCUGGCUUAUCAUUGAGGCGCACCAACUCGAAAGGCGCCACAUCAGGUUUGACGUUCCAGCGCUGCAGGGCAUUGCUGGCCAAUUGAUCGGAAGUCGAUGUGUUCGAAUGUACAAGAUACCAGAAGGGCUUUUCAACAAGGUGUUUUCCUUGCACAUGGAGACUGGCAAGGAGAUCUUGGCGAGAAUUCCGAACCCGAAUGCCGGCCAUCCGCAUUAUAUGGUGGCCAGUGAAGUCGCAUCACUUGACUUUCUGCGAAAUGUUCUCGAAAUACCGGUUCCCCGUGUACUCGCGUGGAGCUCUUCGUCGCAACCAAACCCCGUCGGUGCUGAAUAUAUCCUAAUGGAGAGGGUAGAAGGGCGGCAGCUCGGCGAGAUCUGGGAUGAUAUCUUAUACUACCGAAGUACAUUUCCACAAGGAAGAAGUAUUGUCGCCAUGGAAGGAGCAAAUCUAGAAGGUCAAUCGAAAUGUGUUCUCGGUCCAACGACACAGCGGUCCUUCUGGGAGAACGAAAUGCAAGCCAUGGAGAUUGACAGGGGCCCUUGGGCAACGGCACAGGAGUACCUUGCAGCCGUCGCAAGCCGUGAAAUAGCACGUAUACAGAAUGCACAUAGCGGACUCCGUAAUGUCACUGUGCCCCCAGGCAAAACACAACAAAAGCGCGAUAAUCAUAUAAAGCUCCUCGGGCAAUUCCUAGCGGUGCUUCCUCAUAUCCUACCACCAGCAGAAAUCCUUUCUCCGGUCCUACUGCACCCUGAUCUUCAUUCGGACAACAUUUUCGUUGAUGCGUCCGAUCCUACUCAAAUAUCGAGUAUAAUCGAUUGGCAAGCAGUCCACGCCGCCCCAUUGUUCAUGCAGACGAAAUUCCCUUCGAUCUUCAACUGCGACGACAUAUACCCUUGGGGUGCGGUGCAGCCCCAACUCCCCAACGAUUACGAUUCCCUCUCGCAGGAAGCAAAAAAGCAAGCCGAAGACAAGGUUGAUAGGCUCCGGCUGAAAAAGUUCUACGAGCUGGCCUCACGAACAUUCAACCCCGCUCUUAUUCAUGCCAUGGACCAGAUGAGAAACGAGAAUGAUCCUACCACUUUUAUCUUUUACAUUGUCGGUCAGUCCUUCGAGGACGGUCCCCUCCCAUUAACGGAACUCCUAAUACAGGUGUUUGAAAAAUGGGACCAGAUCACGGAACGACGAGGUUCCAGAGAACCAUGUCCCAUCUCCUUUUCGAGACAGGAGAUCGAUGAGAGUCGGCGUCAAAUCGAAGCUUGGGCAGCCGCAUUCGGUGACUUUAAGUGUUUGCGUGCGGAACUUCUUGGGGAAGAUGGCUGGGUUUCGCAUGACGAUUACGAGGAAGCUAUGGGCAGGUGGGAGGAACACAAGACGACUUUGGAAACUCUACGCAAGCGAUUGGAAACUCUCUGCUAG
Molecule: messenger RNA, 1497 nt
Organism: Aspergillus homomorphus CBS 101889
Lineage: Eukaryota; Fungi; Ascomycota; Eurotiomycetes; Eurotiales; Aspergillaceae
Product: phosphotransferase family protein
Exons: 5
Coding region: 1-1497 (498 amino acids)
Cellular component (GO): mitochondrion
Source: RefSeq, a predicted model, not a curated record